Messenger RNA from Harmonia axyridis, 1176 nucleotides. RefSeq lists its product as uncharacterized. Bases 1 to 1176 code for a protein of 391 amino acids. The record is from RefSeq and is a predicted model, not a curated record. Lineage: Eukaryota; Metazoa; Arthropoda; Insecta; Coleoptera; Coccinellidae. The transcript has a single exon.
AUGGAGAUACAGAAACAAAAUGUGAAGUGUUCGCAAUCAAAUUUUAUAACAAAGUCUUUGGUGGAAAAGUUGAAUUUGCCCACACGCAAAAUUAAAGUACCUAUCUGUGGAAUCGAUCAAAUAAAAACCACGAUCUCGGAAGAAACUUACAUUUGUCUUUCGUCGAAACAAAUGGAAUUCAAAACUAAAAUUCAAUGUCUUGUUAUCGAGAAAAUAACCGAUUUCUCCCCACAGGAAAGUUUUGAAAUUUCCUUAAAUAUUCCUGAGGUACCUCUAGCUGAUCCAGAAUUCAAUUUGGCUAGAAGGAUUGAUAUUUUGAUCGGUUGUUCCCUUUUCUUUGAUCUGUUAUUGUCAGGCCAUAUCAAAUUAGGAAAUGGGUUAACGACCCUUCAAAACAGUAAGUUAGGUUGGAUAGUAGCGGGAGAUGUGCCAAAAGUGCAGCGAAAGAGUCACAAUUUUCUUCUUCUCUCGGAAGAAGAUUCCUUAAAGGCUCUCAUGGAAAGGUUUUGGCGAAUUGAAGAAAUCUCAAAGGAGAAGAAUUGUCUGUUGAGUUCAGAAGAAAAGGAAUGCGAAGCUCAUUUCCAAAAAACGAUAAGCAGAAAUUCGGAAGGUCGUUUCAUUGUGAAACUUUCUUUAAAGGAAAAUUUGUGGGAAUUGGGCAAUUCUGAACAUUUGGCCCUUAAACGGUUGUAUUCAUUAGAGCAGCGGCUCUCGAAAAAUAGGGGUCUAAAAGAGGAAUACACGAAAUUUCUAAAGGAAUAUGAAAGUUUAAGCCACAUGAGGGAAAUUUCACGAAACGAAACUUGUAUCACGCCCAUUUAUUAUCUGCCCCAUCACUGUGUCAUCAAACCAGAAAGCUCGACCACCAAGCUACGAGUAGUAUUCAAGGCGUCCGCGAAAACUACCUCGAAUAUUUCCUUAAAGGACGUGUUGAUGGAUGGCCCAGUGUUGCAGAAUGAUCUGUUUUCAAUUCUUACUCGCUUCCGGAAGCACGAAGUAGUUUUGAUUGGGGAUUUGACCAAAAUGUACCGUCAGAUUUUAAUUCAUCCGGAUCAUGUCAAUUUACAGAGGAUCGUUUGGCGCGAAAACCCCAAUCAGAAAGUUAACCCAUUACAGCCCCGUGGCAACUUAAGUUGCCACGGCGCAUUCGACUACAUUCUAUGCGCACGCGCAUAG